Messenger RNA from Nannospalax galili (Upper Galilee mountains blind mole rat), 3182 nucleotides. It is a transcript of the gene Gcfc2, whose product is annotated as GC-rich sequence DNA-binding factor 2. The record is from RefSeq and is a predicted model, not a curated record. Lineage: Eukaryota; Metazoa; Chordata; Mammalia; Rodentia; Spalacidae. Gene Ontology annotation, biological process: mRNA splicing, via spliceosome. Gene Ontology annotation, molecular function: DNA binding. Gene Ontology annotation, cellular component: nucleus. Bases 142 to 2496 code for a protein of 784 amino acids. The transcript is spliced from 17 exons.
ACAGGUGUUCAAUCAAAGCGUGGGACGCACGUCACGCAUGCGCACACCGAGGCACGCAGCUCGGCGCGAGUGCGCAGGCGCCGAACCAAGAGACCCGGAUUGGCGGGCGCAGCACGAACGUAGUCUGCUCGGUGCUGGACUAUGGCUCACAGGCCUCCGAGAACCUUUCGGCGGCGCCGGGCCGAGUCGAGCGACAGCGACGGAGCGGAAGAGCGGUGUGUUGAGGCCCGGGCACCCGCCGAGUGGGCGGAGGAGCGCUUGCCCUCCGCUGGAGGCGGCUUGGAGGAGGCGGAGCGGCCGAGACGGUCCCAGGGCCCUCGGGGACGGGGUCGGGUCUGGGCGAGUUCCCGGCGCGGACCAGGAGCUGCUUCCCGUGGGCACCGCGGCGCGGGCGGCCGAGGUGUCCUAUUUGAAUCCAGAACAGUUGAUCUUUCAACAGAUGAAGAGGAAGGAACACAUCCCUCCUCGGAACAUGGGGAUGAUCAGAGUCCGAUCUCUGACAGCUCUAGCUCUGUGGAAGAAAAAGAAGUUGUUAAGAUCCCCGAUGCAUCUUUUAUUCGGGCAGCCCGCAGAAAACGUGAGUUGGCCAGGGCCCAAAGGGACUAUAUUCCGUUGACUGUAAACCAUAGCUCCACCACCUCUGACAGGAAGAGAAGCGGUGAGGAGGACCCAGAGAGUGAACCUGAUGAUCACGAAAAGAGAAUACUAUUUACCCCGAAGCCUCAGACACUCAGACAAAGAAUGGCUGAAGAAACAACAAAUGAAAAUGAAGAAACAAGUGAAGAGAGUCAGGAAGAUGAAAGUCAAGACAUUUGGGAGCAGCAGCAAAUGAGGAAAGCAGUUAAGGUUGUGGAGGGAAGAAACAUAAACCUUUUCCACAGCAGUGAAUCUCAAGCAGUGAAAAAGUUUGAUACUUCCAUUUCAUUUCCACCAGUAAAUUUGGAAAUUAUAAAGAAGCAAUUAAGUGAUAGAUUAACAUUGCUGCAGACAACUCAUCGCUCACACCAGAGAGAAUAUGAAAAAUAUAUACAAGAUAUCAAGAGCUCAAAGACUGCAAUCCAGAACCUUGAGAGUUCAUCAGAUCAAGCUCUUCAUUACAAAUUCUAUAAAAGCAUGAAAAUUUAUGUGGAAAAUGUAAUUGAUUGCCUGAAUGAAAAGAUUACCAGCAUCGAGGAAAUAGAAUCAUCAAUGCAUGCACUGCGUAUAAAACAAGCUGCAACACUUUUGAAACGCAGGCAAGAUGAGUUAAAAUGUGAAUCAGCAUAUUUACAACAGUUAUCAUACAAAACUGAGACAUCAGCAAAGGGAAGCUUGGCUGUAGAUGAAAAAAAUCAACGGAUUUUAGAAGAGAUUGAAUCUCGAAGGACACAGAGAAGACAGGCAAGGGCGCUUGCUGGCAACUGUGACCACCAGGAAGGGACAUCAAGUGAUGACGAACUGCCUUCCACAGAGAUGACUGACUUCCAGAAAUGCCAAGGUGACAUUUUUCAAGAUUGUAAGAAAAUUUUUGAAGAUGUGCAUGAUGAUUUUUGUAACAUCCAGAAUAUUUUAUUAAAAUUUCAGCAGUGGCGGGAAAAGUUUCCUGAGUCCUACCAUGAAGCUUUCAUUGGUUUCUGCUUACCAAAGCUUUUAAGUCCCCUGAUACGAGUUCAGUUGCUUGACUGGAAUCCUCUUAAGUUGGAUUCCAUAGGUCUAGAACAGAUGCCCUGGUUCACAUCCAUAACAGAAUUUAUGGAUAGCAGCAUGGAAGAUACGACAAAGGAUGAUAAUUCUGAUAAAAAAAUCUUGUCUACUGUAAUCAACAAAACAGUUGUUCCUCGACUUACAGAUUUUGUAGAAUUUAUUUGGGACCCCUUGUCAACCUCACAGACAACAAGCUUAACAACGCACUGCAGAGUGGUUCUGGAAGAACAUUCUACUUCUGAAAAUGAAGUUAGUAAAAGCAAACAGGAUUUACUUAAAUCUGUUAUUGGAAGAAUGAAGAAGGCAAUAGAAGAUGAUGUUUUUAUUCCUCUAUAUCCAAAGCGGUGUGUAGAAGAAAAAACAUCACCACAUUCGAAGUUCCAAGAAAGACAGUUCUGGGCAGCUCUAAAGCUCUUCCAUAAUACUCUUCUUUGGAAUGGACUCCUUCCUGAUGACACUUUGCAAGAUCUGGGACUGGGGAAGCUGCUAAAUCGCUAUCUUAUUAUUGCUCUUACUAAUGCCAUCCCUGGACCAGAUGCUAUUCAAAAGUGCCACCAGGUAGCAGCUUACCUACCAGAAAAAUGGUUUGGAAAUUCUGCUAUGAGGACAUCAAUUCCCCAGCUAGAAAACUUCAUUCAGUUUUUGUUGCAGUCUGCACGUGAAUUAUCGACAAGUGAAUGCAGGAAUGAAAUCACUGAAAUAAUUCUUAUCCUGGUGAAGAUAAGAGCUUUGAAUCAAGCCAAAUCUUUCAUAGAGGAGCAUCACCUGGAGCAUCUAAAGCCAUUAAUGCAGACUUUUGAACAAACACUAUAGAGAGUACUUAAAGAGAGUUUAUGUAUUCGUAUAUAACGCUCAGUACCUUGCUUCUAUACAGCUGGUAUAGAAGCCUCUUCAUUCCCUCUAAUAGAGGAGAGGCUUUGCAGAAGAGCAGAGCUCUUGUCCUCCCUUCCUCUGUGCACCAUUUUUUGCCAUCAUGAAAGACUGUCCUGAGUGCUGUGGUGUCAGAAGGGUUACAUGCACCACAGCAGUGUGUUUCUCUGACUUUUCAGCUGCUUUUCCAAUCUGAGAUGCUGGAGAAGUUUGACACAGCUGCUUUGGCACAGGGAAGCAUGCUAAAGUGUUACAUCUGGAGCUACAAAACAGCUUCAGGUUCGGCUUUCUUUAAACUUAGUGUUUAUGUUAAUAAGGAAAUCUUAAUUAGAAUUAUUUACAGUUAAGGCAUUUUAUAACAUUGUUUUUCAGAACUGAUUUAUUGGACCCACACAAUAUAAUAAUGCCAGUGAAUUGCUACAGUGUAGAUUAUCAUUUAAUACAUUGCAGAUUUGGUAAAUGAAAAGUUGUGAUUAUUUUGUUUACUGAAGGUAUGUUGGAUUGGGUCAUUUGUAAUUUUUUGAACUUUCCACUCAUCUUUUUCUGAAGGUUUAUAAGACUUUCAUAUUUAAAAAUUCAGACUUUUUAUCUUUCCUCUGUGGUAGGUAGUUUUUAAAGAAAACAUUUUU